AUGUUCAUGUUGGCUGCCCCCCUAGCUUUGGCCACCGAGAAUUUUGAACAGCGGGAAGUCUUCCAUACGCUAAGUAACCGCUCUGGAACCGUACUGGAUGAGAGUUCCGCUCACGCAUUUGAACACCGAGACAUCGAUCUUAUUGGAGGUUGUCGAGCGGCUGAAUGCAUACUAGGGAGUCUCUCCGAAGUGAUGUUCACGGCAAUUGUCGAGUAUUCUCUCAUAGCCGCAGCGGUAAUGUAUAUAGUCUGGCGAAAUAUUGGAAGAGCAGGGCACGGUUCUGAGUAUGUGAAACGAAAACAUCGUAUCAGAGUAGAUUGUUCGAAAACCACAACUGGGCUAUUUCUUGGACUUGCUUUUCUUGCUGCAACAUUCACAUCUAUGAUAGUGUACUACGGGUAUUCCAUUCUUGGAAAGAGCGAAAAUGCAGCAUAUGUCUACGCCCUUUCCGAUAUAGCACAGGUGAGUGCCACUUAUCAAAGCUGGUAGAG
Cylicostephanus goldi is the source of this 491-nucleotide messenger RNA. Lineage: Eukaryota; Metazoa; Nematoda; Chromadorea; Rhabditida; Strongylidae. The record is from the annotation of a GenBank genome assembly.